UGCAUUUUGCUCUCUUCACAGACUGUGGAGAUCAUGGAUCACGUGCUAAACAUUGCUGAUAGUUACAUCUUCACUCUGUAUGUUUACCCGGCCUCGUGGCCUGAGGACGGGGCUCUGCGUCAGAUCCUCAGCCUGUGGGUGGUGACCAACCUGGGAGCAGUGCUGAUCUACCUGGGCUUUGGUGCUCUUAACUUCUACUAUGUGUUUGACCAUAAGCUCAUGAAACACCCACAGUUUAUCAAGAACCAGAUAAGAAAAGAGAUUCGACUAUCAGCGGUCUCCAUCUUCUGGAUGAGCUUCCCCACCGUGGCCAUUUUCUUCCUGGAGAUCAAGGGACACGGCAAACUUUAUGACAACAUCAGCGACUCUUCUCUGGGCUGGCCUGGGAUGUUCCUGAGCAUUACUGGUUUCUUGUUCUUUACUGACAUGUGUAUCUAUUGGAUACACCGCUCCAUGCACCAUAAGAAUAUCUACAAGCACCUGCAUAAGCAGCACCAUAUAUUCAAGAUCCCUACGCCUUUUGCCAGCCAUGCCUUCCACCCACUGGACGGCUUCCUGCAGAGCUUACCCUAUCACGUCUACCCCUUCAUCUUCCCCCUCCACAAGGUGGUCUACCUCGCACUCUUUGUCUUUGUCAACAUCUGGACCAUUUCCAUACACGAUGGAGACUACCGCAUCCCCGGCCCCCUGAUAUGUCUGAUCAACGGUGCUGCGCACCACGUAGACCAUCAUCUUUUCUUCAACUACAACUACGGACAAUACUUUACGCUCUGGGAUCGCCUGGGGGGCUCCUACCGGCACCCGUCAGCCCUGGUGGGGAAGGGGCCACAUGACCAUGUUUACAAGCUCAUGGCAGAGGCUGCACACACCCAGUGAUGGCGGAGAUACAGUCAGGAUACUGGUUCAAACUUCCCCAACAACGUUCCCACAGAGAUUCCUCAGCCUUAGACAGUGCUAUCAGGUGCAAAACCAGCCACCAGCAACUCUCAACAGAGCUUUUCUAAACUUUAGCUCAAAAGAACCAAAGCAAAGAGAGUAAGAGCAAAUACGAAUGAAUGUCAACAACCUUCCCUUUCUGAA
This is a messenger RNA of Cyclopterus lumpus (lumpfish), 1080 nucleotides long. Its product is annotated as lathosterol oxidase-like. Bases 34 to 876 code for a protein of 280 amino acids. NCBI's taxonomy places the organism in Eukaryota, Metazoa, Chordata, Actinopteri, Perciformes, Cyclopteridae. The record is from RefSeq and is a predicted model, not a curated record. The transcript has 5 exons. Gene Ontology annotation, molecular function: iron ion binding; oxidoreductase activity.